Molecule: messenger RNA, 2460 nt
Organism: Thamnophis elegans (Western terrestrial garter snake)
Lineage: Eukaryota; Metazoa; Chordata; Lepidosauria; Squamata; Natricidae
Gene: SLC46A3
Product: solute carrier family 46 member 3
Exons: 6
Coding region: 187-1572 (461 amino acids)
Biological process (GO): vacuolar transmembrane transport
Cellular component (GO): lysosomal membrane
Molecular function (GO): transmembrane transporter activity
Source: RefSeq, a predicted model, not a curated record
AGUGGUGACCCGGUGAAACAGCCUUGGAAGGAGAGCCGGCGAGGGACCUGCCGUUCGCCGGCUCUAAUAGGUCUCUUUCGCAGCCCAGGUGCAUCUUCUCUCGGCUCGCGACCGCUCGGACUUCCUUGAACUUGAACGAAAGCGCCAAAGCGCUUGGAAUCGUCUUUUCGGAGCAAAACCCCAAGGAUGAAGAAAACCUUGUUACUGGAGCCUGCCCUUUCCUUAUAUAUUUUUGCCUAUUCUUUGAUCACUCCUCUGAAGCAACAAUAUGUAUACAAAAGGAUCUGGGAAGAAACGACCAACUCGACCUUCAUAGCUCAAGAUAAUAUGUCUCAUUGUGAACUGAAUCAAAGCAACCCAACCUAUGCGAAGCAAAAGGAAGUCCAAGAAAAAGCUUCUCUCUUUGCUAUGAAAACAGACUUAUGUGGGGCAAUUUUCAGCAUUUUGGUGGCCUUUGUCCUUGUAGCCAAUGGAGAUCGAUAUGGACGCAAAAUAUCAUUGGUUCUUCCCCUGGUGGGGAGUCUUACCAGCAGCGUCUUCCUCUUUGUUAUGUCAGACUUGUCUUUGCCCCUCUACCUCUUCUUUGUUUUCUCCUUGGUUGGGGGGCUGUUUGGAGACUUGGCUACAUUUCUUGGAGGAGCCUUUUCCUUUAUAGUUGAUUGCUGUGAGACUCAGAAACAAAAGACCAUCCGAAUAGCUGUGGUUGACUUAAUCUUUGGAUUCACAUCUGGAUUUGCAGGAUUGGUCUCAGGAUACAUUCUAAAAGAAAUGGACUUUAUGUGGACAUUUGCUAUGAUUUCUCUAUUUCACAUGGUCAACAUUUUCUAUGUCAUAUUUUGCUUGGAUGAAACGGUGAAAGUCUCUGCAAUCCAGACACAAUCUUGGCGGGAAGGUCUUAAAGACACUCUUUCUGGAGUAUAUAUGUUCUUUAAAUCCUCCUCCUGUAAGAAGCGAAUUUUAAUCAUCUUGCUGCUGUGCACAUUCAUGACUUACCUUUUCACAGUAUUUGGAGCGCUUAGUCUCUAUGUGCUAUAUGAACUGAAUGCUCCCCUCUGUUGGAAUGCCAUUUAUAUAGGGUACGGCUCAGCUGUGUCCACCUCAGUCUCUGUGACUGGAUUCUUAGGGAUUGUUUUCCUUUCUCAGUAUCUGAGAGAUAGCUACCUUGUUUUUAUUGGAAUCUUCUCUUAUAUUGGAGGAAGUAUUAUGGCCGCCUUUGCGAACACUACAUUGUUGAUGAUGUUGGUGAGAAUACCAUCGAUGCUCCUUUUCAUACCCAUUCCAAUUAUUCGAGCCAUGUUGUCAAAAAUAGUUCUUCCUAAUGAACAAGGAGCUUUAUUUGCUUGCAUUGCCUGCUUAGAGAUUCUGACUGGGACCAUUUCAAUUGCUGUCUUUAAUACCAUCUAUGCAAUGACCGUAGCAUGGUUUCCUGGCUUCAGUUUUCUCUUAUCAGCUGGCUUUUGCAUCAUUCCACUGAGUUUAAUAAGUGGGUUUAUGUAUGUUACUCGGCACGAAGAGGACUAUGCGCAACUCACAAAUGAAGAGGGCAGUUCUGGCCAGAAUGACGACAGCUGAACACACCUAGCAGUUACUGCUCGCAAGUUCUAUAAUGGCUUGACCUAUGAAUGGGAUUACUAGAGUUUCAGUGCUUUCAAUGGCUCCAUUUUGAGAAUUCCACAAUAAUUGAUUGGCUCAAAUUUGCUUUUAUCUUGGAUUGCUCUAGGGUGCCGUGCAAGGGAUGCAGUGUAAAUGUGCUCUAUUUCCGUCAAAUGUUGACUGUGGGAUUUUCCUGUCUUAGACUUCUUCCCAUUGCUGCCCUGUUGCACUUUGCCCUUUGAUCCACACUAGGUCAAGACAUAGGUCAACUAAAAAACGUAUUUGCUUUGUCAGAUCACAUAUUGUAAAAUUAUUAUGAUGAAUAGGCAAGCUAUGCUUAAAUUAUUGAUUGGAUUAUAUGUGUUGUCUAAUCCCUUCACUAAUCUGUGUCCUGAAUUCAAAAUUCUCAAGAUUUAUUUAUUUAGGUCAGUAAGGUUAAUCCUUCACCAUCACCCUAUGAAGUAAGUAUCUCUUCUUUUGUGUCUCUUCUUUAAGCCCUAUUAUAUUCAUUGGCUCCUCUUUUAACAAAUGCAUAGGCUUAGAAAGUGUGAUGUAGUUAGUAGGAGAUUGGGUUGGAACUGGGGAGAACUAGAUAGUCUGCUCUCAGCCAUAGAGCAGCCUGAUCCAAGACAAAAACCAGCCAAACUUACUUCACUGGUUGUUGUGGAGAAAACAAGGGAGGCCACAGUGUACAUUGACUUAAAGGCUAAGAAGGUAAUGUAAUAACAGUAAUGUUCCGUGAUUCAUAUUCCUUACAGAAAUUGAAAAGCAAAGAGUGGUGAGCUACCCUGAAAACCAGUGGUGGGAUUCAAAUAAUUUAACAACCAGUUCUCUGCCCUAAUGACCAUCUGGUAGGUGGGGCUUGGU